Molecule: messenger RNA, 4601 nt
Organism: Hyaena hyaena (striped hyena)
Lineage: Eukaryota; Metazoa; Chordata; Mammalia; Carnivora; Hyaenidae
Gene: GDE1
Product: glycerophosphodiester phosphodiesterase 1
Exons: 6
Coding region: 148-1143 (331 amino acids)
Biological process (GO): lipid metabolic process
Molecular function (GO): phosphoric diester hydrolase activity
Source: RefSeq, a predicted model, not a curated record
GCGGCUGCUGCCGCCAUUGUGCGGCGCUGGUCCCCAAAGCGGGUUCCCUCUGCGGCUACUGCCUUGGGCUUCCUCCCUCGCGUCUCGCUCUUGUCCGGGGAGCCCGGCGGGUCCGGGACUCCCAUCCGUGCCGGUGCGGGCGCCGGCAUGUGGCUGUGGGAGGAACAGGGGGGCCUCCUGGGCCCCUUCUCCUUCCUGCUCCUGCUGCUCCUGCUGGUAACGCGUAGUCCCUUCAAUGCCUGCCUCUUCACCGGCAGCCUCUACCUCUUGCUGCGCCUGUUCAGCUUUGAGCCUGUGCCCUCCCGCAGAGCCCUGCAGGUGCUCAAGCCCCGGGACCGCGUUUCCGUCAUCGCCCACCGCGGCGGCAGCCACGACGCGCCCGAGAACACGCUGGCGGCCAUUCGGCAGGCAGCUAAGAAUGGAGCAACAGGUGUGGAGUUGGACAUUGAGUUUACUUCCGACGGGAUUCCUGUCUUAAUGCACGAUAACACAGUCGAUAGGACAACUGAUGGUACUGGUCGGUUGUGUGACUUGACCUUUGAACAAAUUAGGAAGCUUAAUCCUGCGGCAAAUCACAGGUUAAGGAAUGAUUUCCCUGAUGAAAAGAUUCCUACCCUGAGAGAAGCCGUUGCAGAGUGCCUAAAUUAUAACCUCACAAUCUUCUUUGAUGUCAAGGGCCAUGCAAAUAUGGCUACUGAUGCUCUAAAGAAAAUAUAUAUGGAGUUUCCUCAACUGUACAAUAAUAGUAUCGUCUGCUCUUUCUUGCCAGAAGUUAUCUAUAAGAUGAGACAAACAGAUCAGAAUGUGGUGACGGCUUUAACCCAUAGACCUUGGAGCCUUAGCCAUACAGGAGAUGGGAAACCACGCUAUGAUACUUUCUGGAAACAGUCCAUGUUCAUGGUAAUGGACAUUUUGCUCGAUUGGAGCAUGCAUAAUAUCUUGUGGUACCUGUGUGGAAUUUCAGCUUUCCUCAUACAAAAGGAUUUUGUAUCCCCGGACUACUUGAAGAAGUGGUCGGCUAAAGGCAUUCAGGUUGUUGCUUGGACUGUUAACACCUUUGAUGAAAAAAGUUACUAUGAAUCGCAUCUUGGUUCCAGCUAUAUCACUGACAGCAUGUUGGAAGACUGUGCAUCUCAGUUCUAGAAUUUUCCCCCAGGGAGGAAAUCCGGGUACAGAAACUGCCUGCUGGCCUCACGCAGUGAUAUCAAAAUACCCUUUGUGCUAGCCCAAGCCCUGGGGGGGUCAGGAGGCUCACACAAGCAAUAGUCAGUGUUUGCAUUUUUACCUGAACCAAAGCAAAACCUGGUUUUGCCACCUUGCUCCACGGAAUGCCUGACUUCAACACUGUUGCUCUUGAAAAUCUGGGUCUGCAAAAAGGCACAACAGCUCCUGCCCCACCCUAGCUGAGGGAUACACCAAGACCCAGUGAGGAUAAGCACAGAUUGAGUUGUGCAUUUUGGGGUUGCAGAUGCAAAUGCAUGGGAAAUGCAUGAUCACUCAAAAGUUGACAUUUUAAAACUUGACACACUUAUGUCAUUUACUUAUUUAAAAUAUUUGUAUUCAGCUAUAUUAUCAAUGUGCUAUAGACAGCAAACUUGUGACCAUACUAAUAAAAUCAUUAAAAGGAGCACUAAGGGAAGACUGUGUACCAAGUAUAAUGUCCUAAGACAAGGAAUUUAGGGAAGCCUCUCUCUGCAAUCCAGUGACCAGAGGCAACAGCCCCUGGUGAGGCUUCAAUGCAAAGCAAAGAAAAUGGUAUGUAAGUCUUGAUACUAGUCCUAGGGAUUGUUUAUGGUAUCUGCAAAUAAGAGCUAUGAGCCACUAGGGGGCAGAGUUACUCUCGUUCCGGCUGCUGUACAACAUGACCCUAGAACUGCAAGAAACAUCGAAGAACAUCUAGACUUAAACCCUCAUUUUACAAAUGAGAAAACUAAAACCUAUAGAAGGAAAAGGUCUUCCUCAGAAAUGACCCAGCUGGUGGCAUAGCAGAGCCUGAUCUCAUAAAACUAAAAUGUCUUACUGCUUGCCACUAACAUUAAUGGUUUAAUAUGCCUCAUCUCAAAACCCAGAAAAAUCCUACAGGGGUAUUAUCUUUUAAUGGCUGAGGAAACCAAGUCAAUGCAAACUUAGUCACUUACCCAAGCUGUCAAAGCCUUCAGUGCAUUUGAGAUUCAAAUCCAAGUCAGUCUAACCCCAGAGCCCCUGCUCUUAACCAUUUGUCCUGUCUGCCUUUAUAAUGUAGAGCCCUUCAUUCCCAGCUCUGUGUUCAUGAAGCUUCUAGGGGUCUUACUGUGAACUUAAGUGACAAUAUUUAAGAUGAAAUUGAGUCUUUAAAAAUUGCAAAGCCAUCUGUCUCCCAUAGCUGCCCCUGUUCCCACCUUCCAGCCCCAUCUGCAGUCUUGACCGCAGGCCUUCAGCUUAGUCAUGACUUCCUCCUGAGCCCCAGUGGGUCACCAGCCUCACACUCGCAGCGGCCAGACCACCAGUCCACACAGCUAGAUGGCAGAGAGAAGCACACCACGUUUGGCUACAGUUGGUGUUGGCAAGAGCAUGAUGGAUGGGGCCUGGGACAUUUUCAAUAAGUAUUUACAAAGACAUUUUCUCACAUCUAAAGAUUAACAACAGGACAAAGAUUUAUUCAAGCGAUGUAACAAAUAACUCUAUGUCCUUUCAUGCCACAUCAUGACUAGAAUGUCAAGAGGAGGAGGUGACCAAAGAAAACGUCUUUGGAUUGAACCCCUGCUCUGACAGACUGUGCAACAACCAACAAGGGAGGAAUUCUCUUGGGGGCAGCACAGCAUUAACCUCCCCUCUGUUGUGGGAAGACCUCUUGAGAGUCAGGAGGCCUCUGUUUAUUGACCUUUGUCCCAAAUCCAUUUUGCCCUUAACUCAGGCCCAAUUAAGAAUUUAGAUCCAGUGCUAAGGUCCUUGAAGAUUGGAGACUUUGGAUGAAGAAAGAAGGUGUUAGCACUACUAUUAAGCACUUGGAUGGCUUAGUAUAGGGCUUAAAAAUGUAAGAUUUGGGAUCAGAGAAAACUAAAUCCAAUUUUAUGUUUAGCAACCUAAUAAAUAAACUUGGGCAAGUUACUUGAUUCAUCCUGUACAAUAGGGGCAGUAUUGGUACCACCCUAGGGAGUGGCUGAUUAAAUGACAGAGUGCAUGUAAAAGGCUUAUUAAUAACUAACAUGUCCUAGACACUGCUUGAAAUGCUAACCAUGUGUUUGCUCUGCAGCAACACCAUGAGGUUGCUGCCGUCAAAAUCGCACAUUACAGUGAAGGAGACCAAAGCACAGGGAAGUUCAGUAUCUUGCCCAAAGUCACACAACAGUAAUAGUGUAAGGAUUUGGUCCCGGUGAUGUGGUUCCAGAGCUCACACUCCAAACCCCUGCCUAUCCUCAUGUCCAGUCCAUAGCAAGUACUCCCUAAUGAGAAAAAUCAUUCCCAAUCCUAUUAUGGUGCCUGUCCCAUAAUAGAUGGUCAAUAAAUGGAGGAAUGAGUUCUGGGAUAGCCAAGAGGAAACUGGAGAUACAGACCUAGUGUGAAGUGGGAGUUGUAGAUAAAUGAUUCAGGACUCAGCAGCAUCGAGGGGUCGUCUAAAGUCAUGAUAGGUGGCAUUCUUUCCAAGAAAGUCAAUACAAAUGAAAAUUACAUCCUCUGCUGUUCUCUAAAUUGCCCCUCUUGCCCUCAUGAUGCCCCAGACAGUAAUAUGGAAAGAAAUACCUCCAAAGACUUAAGAAAUUUACUACUGACUUAACAAUGCUUAUUUUCUUAUUUGGAGAUCAGUGUCUCAGUGUCUGCAAUCCUGUUUUGAUAAGAAUUUCACCAAGACAAAAAUACUUUUUAUUAUAUCCAAAUUUCUAAAUAAAAUUAUACCUACCAUUUCCUAAAGUGGGAAUAGCCCUUCAACAGGACAAUAAACCACAGCUCUGAGGACAAAUGAGGGUGCGGAUUAAUGAAGUUCCAAACAUGCACACAAACCUUUAGCAUAGAGUGAUGAUUGCUACAGUACAAGGUUAUUUCUUUAAUCAAACAACUGAUGACUGAUGACCUUGUAUGUUCUCUUAUCAAGCUAAAUUAUGCCUACAAUCUCACAAUCUGAUCAGAGUAUUACCUGUAUUACCAAGUAUUAUAAGAGGUUGGAUAUCACUUAGGCACAAUGGUCCUCAAAAGACACUGUCCUUGGAGUCCUGUAUUCAAUAUCAGUCCAAGUAGGACCUACCUUGUUAGAAAUGUAAAUUCUCAAAACCCAUCCCAGAACUACUGAAGCUGAAACUCUGGACUAGCUGUUUCAACAAGCUCUCCAGGUGGUUCUGAUACUUGUUCAAGUCUGAGAACCACUGAGCCAGAGAAAAAUCCAAAAGUCCUUAAUCCUACCACUAACUAGCUAUGAGACAGACAAAUCACUUAACCUAGGUGUGCCUGACUUUUCAUCUGUCAAAUGGAGAUCAUAUUUGCACUAAUUGUCUCAUAGCGCUAAUGUUAUGAGGUUCAAAUGAAGGGCGAGGGGGGGGAAUGGAAGUGAUUUGAAGAAUGUGUUAACAGUGUUAUGUUAUGAAGAUUAAAAAAAAACACACACACAAAACGUGGAGGUGCUCAGAUAC